Molecule: messenger RNA, 1668 nt
Organism: Vespa crabro (European hornet)
Lineage: Eukaryota; Metazoa; Arthropoda; Insecta; Hymenoptera; Vespidae
Gene: sinu
Exons: 2
Coding region: 355-1020 (221 amino acids)
Biological process (GO): regulation of tube size, open tracheal system; septate junction assembly
Cellular component (GO): septate junction; membrane
Source: RefSeq, a predicted model, not a curated record
GCGCGCAUGCGCAGUAUUACUCUAUGACAAUUUCAGUUUACGAUACAGUGUGGAUAGUCUUGAAGAUUAGGUCACGUCGAGUAGGGUUGAAUAAAGUUGAAUUGGGUGAGUCGAAACGUUACGACAUUAUAUACCACUGUGAAAGACACAACGGUGUUACAUUAACAAUACACAACGUUCUGUGUGGGUGUGGCACGAAGCUCAGAAAUUACUUGGGGUGCGGUUAAUACCGUGGGAUAACCGUCGGAUAAAUAAGUAGAUUCUCUUAGUCAGAGUUUCGUCGAGAAACAUCGUUUAAGAUCGAGGAGAAAUAAUAUAAGAUUAAGGGAAAGCAUAAGUUUGUAAGAGUCCGUCAUGAAGAAGAGAAGUUUAUCGGGAAAUAUAGGAAUAGGUGUGUUUUUAAUUGCGUUUAUAUGUGUAUGCAUAGCCUUUGGCACGCCCGCAUGGUUAGUGAGUGAUUAUCGAAUCACCAGUGCUCAACUCGAUAAGUUAGGUCUUUGGAGUCAUUGCUUCAGAUCUUUACCAAAUCCUCGUGAAGCAGAUGCACCGACUCGCUUUUUUGUUGGCUGCAGAUGGGUCUACGAUCCAUUCACGAAAGGUUAUUCAGAAAUUCGUGGUUUUCUAUUGCCUUCAUUCAUGAUAGCCACACAAUUCUUUUUUACGUUCUGUUUUUUGCUUAGUCUAAUAUCCUUUGUAUGUGUUUUAUUGUAUGCCUUGUGUUGCGAUCAAGAACAGAAACUAUAUGUAGAACUUAUCAGGCUCAUCGGGUACAUGGUAUUAGUUGGUGGCAUUAGCGGUUGCAUCGCCGUUAUUAUAUUUGCCUCUCUUGGAAAUGCAGAAGGAUGGAUGCCUGGUCAUACAAAUAAUUAUCUGGGAUGGUCCUUUGCUUUAGGUGUAAUAGGCAGCGUACUCUUGCUUAUAGCAAGUGCUUUGAUUCACGUUGAAGCAAAUGUUCAACAGAAAAAGCGUAAAUAUAUUACAGAAUCUCAAACUAAAUUUCAACUUGAAUCUCGUACAUAAGUAAAACAUUAUAAGUGUUUUACUCGUAGAAAUAUAUGAAUAUUUUGUAUCUGUAAACUUAUCAAUAUGAUUCCGUCCAUUUAGAAACAAAAAUAAGGUUAGGUUUAUACACACACACACAUUUUUUUAUAUAUAUAAAUAUAUAUUUUGCACACUAGAUUAUUUAUAAAAAUUAAGAUGCUGAUAGAAGGUUUAUACGUAUAUUUUUAUAUUAUAUUUUACUAAUAUUUAGAUGAAAACAGGGAAUGAAUAUCUUUCUAAGGAUAUAUUGUUUUGUAUAUAUAUCUUUUUUAUAGAUAUGUGUACCCUUUAACAAAACUGCCUUUAAAUACAUUAAGAGAGACUAUUUGAGCUGUUUAAAGGAGGCAAAAAAUUUGUCAAAAAAUCCUUUAAUUUCUAUUUUAACUCUACUCAUAUUUUUGUUAUACUUAUACAGAUAUUUUUUAUGAAUUGCAAUACAUGUAUUCUUUUGUUGCAUGUUUUGUUGCAUUAUUCAGUAUUGUAAGCAAAAAAUUGUAUGCCUGAUAGGAUAUAAUACAUAAUACUAAUAUGUAAAUAUACGAUACAUGAAUUUUUGUAUAACAACAUUUUAUAAUGGCAAUAUUUUUAAGCUAAAAAAAUACAACGAUAAUAUAAUCUCCGUUCAAG